AUGGACAAGAGUUGGAUGACGAUAAAUAAUAGGCUGACAAGUAAAGAGUAUCAACAAGGGGUGAAGUCAUUCCUUGAUUUUGCUACGGCAAAUUUAGGUGUGGAUGAUGAAAUUAGGUGUCCGUGUGUCGAUUGCAUUAAUGGCACAAAAUAUAGCAGACAAGUUGUGUGGAUGCACUUGAUCCGAAGAGGCAUGGCAUCUUCAUAUCUAACUUGGGUGCAUCACGGGGAACAUGUUCCCGUGUCUCGUCCUAGUGUAUCAAAUGACCAAUGUGGAGGUAGUGGCAAAUGUAUGACAGAUAUCGAUGAUCCAUCCAUGGAUGAAUUGCCUAUUAUGUUGGAAGAAAUUUACGUGAGUGGUCUUAUGGAUGAUCAUACCGACGAGGAACCUAAUGGUUUGGAGAGGGAGGAUUUACAUAAGUUCACUAGGUUAUUCGAAGAUGCACAAUGCAAAGUUCACCCGACAUGUGAAAAGUUUUUUGUGUUAUCAUUCGUCAUUAAGAUGCUUCAUGUGAAGGUGUACAACAAAUGGAGCAACAAGUCAUUCGAUAUGGUUAUGCAGAAGGAGAGUGCUAAUUUGGAGAAAUGCCCUACAUGUGACGCGUGUAGAUACAAGUUGAACGAUGAUGGUGGUAAAAAGAUUCCACACAAGGUAUUGCGGUACUUUCCUUUGACACCGAGGUUGAAAAGACUGUUUAUGUCCAAAAAAACAACCGCAGAUAUGAGAUGGCACAAUGAGAAGCGUGUGGAUGAUGACAUAUUAAGGCACCCGGCCGAUGGUGAAGCAUGGAAGGACUUUGAUAAGCAACAUCCAACGUUUUCUGAUGACUCUCGAAAUUGCAUGAAAAAGCCAUAUUGCAUGAUGUCAUUGCUUAUUCCCGGACGUUCGGCACCUGGAAGAGACAUUGAUGUUUACUUGCAACCACUAAUAGAAGAAUUGAAGAAUUUGUGGGAGCAUGGUGUACAAACAUAUGAUGCAUCGAAUGGGCAAAUUUUUAGAAUGCAUGCGGCGGUAAUGUGGACCAUAAAUGACUUCCCUGCGUACGGUAACAUGUCAAGGUGGAGUACAAAGGGUUACUUGGCUUGCCCUAAUUGUAACAAUAAUGCAUCAUCCCAGGGAUUACGAAGUAAAAUAGGGUCUAUGGGUGCUCGUCGCCACUUGCCUGAGAACCACACUUGGCGAACAAGUAAGCUCUUCAAUGCUUGA
This is a messenger RNA of Camellia sinensis, 1206 nucleotides long. The record is from RefSeq and is a predicted model, not a curated record. NCBI's taxonomy places the organism in Eukaryota, Viridiplantae, Streptophyta, Magnoliopsida, Ericales, Theaceae.